UUUUUUUUUUUUCAGUCCCCAAAACCCCCCACUCCUUUUUUGCUCGCCCUCUGGGCCCACCCCCAUCCCAUAUUCUUCUUCUUCUUCUCCCUCCCUCCCUGUCUCUCCAUCUAAUGGGGAACUGUUGUUCCCAUGGUGACGCCAAUGAUCCCCCUGACAACACUGCUGGCAAAGCCGAGGGAUUAGGCGAUCAGAUGGAUGAAAACAAUGCCGGUCCCACCCAAUCUCCACAAAAUUCAACCACCCCGCCUAAAAACACGCCUCCCUCGUCCUCCCCAAGUCACAAGCCCUCAAAGCCUGCCACAGUGGGGCCUGUUUUAGGCCGGCCUAUGGAGGACAUUCGCCAGACGUAUACGAUUGGAAAAGAGCUUGGGAGGGGACAAUUUGGUGUGACUCAUUUGUGCACAAACAAGGCAACUGGGGAACAAUUUGCUUGCAAGACAAUAGCAAAGAGGAAAUUGGUUAACAAGGAGGACAUUGAGGAUGUUAGGAGAGAAGUCCAAAUUAUGCAUCAUUUGGCGGGACAACCAAAUAUCGUGGAAUUAAAGGGAGCGUAUGAGGAUAAGCAUUCGGUACAUUUGGUGAUGGAGUUGUGUGCCGGGGGUGAGCUGUUUGAUCGGAUCAUAGCCAAAGGGCAUUAUACUGAACGGGCUGCUGCGUCACUAUUGAGGACCAUUGUGCAGAUUGUCCACACAUGUCAUACGAUGGGGGUUAUUCAUAGGGAUCUCAAGCCCGAGAACUUCCUUUUGUUGAACAAGGAUGAGAAUUCGCCUCUUAAAGCUACUGAUUUCGGUCUAUCCGUCUUCUACAAGCAAGGAGAACUAUUCAAAGAUAUUGUGGGUAGUGCAUAUUAUAUCGCACCUGAAGUCUUGAAGAGAAGAUAUGGACCAGAAGUCGAUAUAUGGAGCAUUGGGGUUAUGUUAUAUAUUCUUCUAUGUGGUGUUCCCCCCUUCUGGGCUGAGUCGGAGCAUGGCAUUUUCAAUGCAAUCUUGCGUGGCCAUGUUGAUUUUACAAGUGAUCCAUGGCCUUCAAUUUCAUCCGGAGCAAAGGAUCUUGUGAGGAAAAUGUUGAACUCCGACCCCAAGCAGAGGCUGACAGCAUUCCAAGUUCUAAAUCAUCCAUGGAUUAAGGAAGAUGGAGAGGCACCUGAUACACCACUUGACAAUGCUGUUUUGGAUAGACUCAAACAGUUCAGAGCAAUGAAUAAGUUCAAGAAAGUUGCUCUUCGGGUUAUUGCUGGCUGCCUAUCAGAGGAAGAAAUCAUGGGAUUGAAGCAAAUGUUUAAAGGCAUGGAUACUGAUAACAGUGGGACAAUAACACUAGAGGAGCUGAAACAAGGACUCGCGAAGCAAGGGACAAAGUUAUCCGAAUAUGAAGUCAAACAGUUGAUGGAAGCAGCUGAUGCAGAUGGAAAUGGGACGAUAGACUAUGACGAGUUCAUUGCAGCAACAAUGCAAUUGAACAGAAUGGACAGAGAAGAACAUCUUUACACUGCAUUCCAAUACUUUGACAAAGAUAAUAGCGGGUACAUUACCAUAGAAGAACUACAACAAGCUCUUCGUGAGUUUGGAAUCAACGAUGGGAGGGACAUAAAUGAAAUCAUUUCUGAAGUUGAUGCUGAUCAUGAUGGUCGGAUUGACUACGAUGAAUUUGUGGCCAUGAUGAGAAAGGGUAACCCGGAAGCAGCACAAAACCCCAAGAAAAGGCGCGAUGUAUUCGUUUGAUUAUGCUUUUCUGUGACAGCAGAGAAGAGUAAAUAUAACUAUUCUAUGUCACCAAAGAGCUUUUAAUGGUUGGACGGUGAGAAAUGGUGAGAAAUUUGAUGAAUUUGAUUAUAAAAAGAAAAAUUCAUGGAUUCCUUGUUGUAUUGUGUAUAUUACAUAUUGCAACGGAAAAAGAUUGGAAAGGAUAUAUAUAGGCAAAAGGAUAAGAGGCUUAACAAGGAAUUUGUAUCCAUGUGUUUGAAGAUAAUGAGGUUUUAUGGUGUUCGGUUUGUUAUUAUCAUUCUCAUUUUUUUAACACUUUAAUCAGGUGUGGCUUGGAAAAUGUUUAGGAAUCAAUGGGGGUUUUUAAAUGUAUCUAUUCUUGUUCAAUAUUUAUUAGUAUAGACAUUACUAUGUAUUAUUAUUGUAGACUUUAAUGGCAUCUUGUUAUA
This is a messenger RNA of Camellia sinensis, 2155 nucleotides long. NCBI's taxonomy places the organism in Eukaryota, Viridiplantae, Streptophyta, Magnoliopsida, Ericales, Theaceae. The record is from RefSeq and is a predicted model, not a curated record.